AUGUCAGUGAUAAGUGACAUGUCCAACCUGACUCGGCGAUUCAAAGCCCAGAGACUGUACCAACAAGAGGUACUGAUACAUGUUCUUUCUCGCUCUUCACCUCAAACCCGCAUUCUGAAGCAAGAACUGAACUGUGCAACUGAUACUACAACCAUGGCUGGGGAGUGGCGAACGCGGUGGGAAGAAAUUCUAAGUCAUCAGCGCUGGCACGAGCUGAGAGAAGCUAUUGAACGCCUCGCAGAGGAAACGAUCGAAGAGGAAGCGAUCGAAAACGGGCGAGGCCGCAACCUUAUUAUCGGGGACACCAAAGCCUUCUACGACCUGGUUGAAAAAGUUGAUGCUCUCUUGCAGCGCAGCCAAGAGGAGGAAAUAGCCGAACUCCUCUACAAUGUGCGCAAUGUAAUUCGCCAACGGCUGCAAAUGGAUGCCAACACUCAGCAGGAGCUUGAGCAGAGAGUCCAGAACUUUCUGGACCCACUUCUGGAGUUUGACCCACUUGUUGUGGAGCCGAACAGUGACAGGUGUGUCUUUCAUGUCGAGCUGCAAGGGUCUUCCCAGGAAGGCAUUAUGCCCAGGGACAUGGAUUUUGAUGACUUGCCGAGGGAUACUCGGGAGAGCCGAAUUCAGGAGCUUGUCGCCCAAGACCUUGACGUGCAUCCAAGCCAGCUGCAAAUCCUCGAGUCCCGGUUUGCGGCCCCGACGGGGGAUGAGACACUCAACAUGUGCCUGCGCAUGAAUCUCGAACACCGAGACUAUGCGGAACAGAUGCGGGCAUGGCCAGAACAUGCACGGAAAAGCCAUCUGGUAGACUUCAUUCAUGACCUUCAAGACAGGCCAUUGGGGAGCACCGAGGACCAGACGUGGGCCACUUCCGGAGAGUUUUCCGACAUAGUGAGAGCCAUUACUUCGCUGCUUACGCCGUCGGUUGCGACACGCGGACCCGCCGGAGUCGAAGGGGAGAUGUACCAAGAGGUGCUGGACUUCCUCCGUCGCUACAUGAGCACUGAAAAAGAUCCGACACCUGCUGGGCUCCUCAAGGCGCUGGCCGAGGAGUUUGACUGA
Messenger RNA from Symbiodinium sp. CCMP2456, 1062 nucleotides. Lineage: Eukaryota; Dinophyceae; Suessiales; Symbiodiniaceae. The record is from the annotation of a GenBank genome assembly.